Lycium ferocissimum is the source of this 1859-nucleotide messenger RNA. Its product is annotated as protein DETOXIFICATION 43-like. Gene Ontology annotation, biological process: transmembrane transport. Bases 29 to 1681 code for a protein of 550 amino acids. Gene Ontology annotation, cellular component: membrane. Lineage: Eukaryota; Viridiplantae; Streptophyta; Magnoliopsida; Solanales; Solanaceae. Gene Ontology annotation, molecular function: antiporter activity; xenobiotic transmembrane transporter activity; citrate transmembrane transporter activity. The transcript has 13 exons. The record is from RefSeq and is a predicted model, not a curated record.
CUCAAAAGGUGCUCAAAAUCGGAGAGUCAUGGCUGAAGGUAGCGAUGUAGCUCGCCCUGAGAGAAAAUGGAAGCUACCACUCUUUGUUUUCUUCGAAGAUGUUAGGCAUGUGUUCAAGUUCGAUGAUCUUGGUAAAGAAAUCCUAGGUAUCGCGUUCCCAGCAGCACUAGCAUUAGCUGCUGAUCCCAUUGCUUCUCUAAUUGAUACAGCAUUCAUCGGUCAUUUAGGGUCGGUUGAAAUAGCUGCAGUAGGAGUAUCAAUUGCCAUUUUCAACCAAGCCUCUAAAGUCACAAUAUUCCCUUUGGUUAACAUAACUACUUCAUUUGUUGCUGAGGAAGACACUGUUAGAAGAAUAAGUGAAAAAGCAGCAAUGGAUGAAUCGAAGAACUUAGGUUCGGAGAAGAAGAAUGAAAUGAAAGUAAUAGUAACUGAUGAUGAUGAUGCUGACCUUGAGAAGAUGGAAAAUGGUGCAUCCACCAACAAAGAAACCAAAGAGUCAAUACUAGAAGAAGAACUUAAGACAACAACAUGCAAGAGCAGUCCUGAUAAUAGCAGUAAAUGCAAACGCAAACGUAAGAAGCGACAUAUUCCAUCAGCUUCAACUGCAAUUCUCAUGGGCUGCAUUCUUGGUAUUCUACAAACAAUAUUCCUUAUAUUUCUCGCAAAGCCAAUUUUAAGCUUAAUGGGUGUAAAAUCUGGAUCACCUAUGCUUUCUCCAGCGCGCAAGUAUUUGACUCUACGAGCAAUUGGUGCUCCUGCAGUCCUCCUUUCUUUGGCUAUGCAAGGUGUUUUUCGUGGUUUCAAGGAUACAAAAACCCCUUUGUACGCUAUUGUUGCUGGAGAUUUGAUAAAUAUAGUUCUGGACCCAAUCUUUAUUUUUAUUUUCCGUUGGGGUGUUAGCGGUGCUGCCAUUGCUCAUAUUCUUUCUCAGUACUUGAUAUCAGUUAUUCUCCUGUGCAAAUUAAUGACAGAAGUUGUGUUAUUACCUCCUAGUGUAAAAGAUCUGCAGUUCAGCAAAUUUCUUAAGAAUGGAUUUUGGUUACUAGCAAGAGUGGUAGCUGUCACAUCUUGUGUGACAUUGGCUGCAUCAAUGGCUGCAAGGCUGGGCUCAACACCAAUGGCUGCAUUUCAAGUUUGCUUACAAGUCUGGUUAACUUCAUCUCUCCUUGCUGAUGGAUUGGCAGUAGCUGGACAGGCAAUCCUUGCAAGUUCUUUUGCUGAGAAGGACUACCAGAAAGCAAAGGCUACCGGAGUUCGAGUCCUGCAGAUGGGAUUUGUUUUAGGACUGGGACUUGCUUUGGUUGUUGGAAUUGGUCUAUAUUUUGGAUCAGGAGUCUUUUCAAAGGACAAAAAUGUUAUCCGCAUUAUAACCAUUGCUAUCCCGUUUGUGGCAGGUACACAACCUAUCAACUCCUUGGCGUUUGUUUUAGAUGGAAUCAACUUUGGGGCAAACGAUUUUGCAUACUCCGCAUAUUCCAUGGUUUUGGUUGGUGCACUAACAAUAACCUCUGAAUUUGUGCUUUCGAAAACCAAUGGUUUCAUUGGAAUAUGGAUUGCUUUAACCAUAUUCAUGGCCCUGCGUACCAUUGCUGGUUUAUGGAGGAUGGGGACAGGAACAGGACCUUGGCAUUUCUUGUUGGUUCCAUCAUUGUCAUCAGAAGCCAAGUCAGAGAGUUCCUAGGACUUCUGUGGCGAUAUAUAUACAUAUACACACUUCUUUUUAUAUUUUAAAUCUCCUACAUGUACUCCUUUUGUAGUCUUUCCUCUUUAACUUUUCUUUGUGCUUGUCCUUUGUGCAUUCGUAUAAGGUGGAAAUUCCUACACACUUUUCUACUCAUAUACUAUAUGUUUGUAUUAUA